Messenger RNA from Toxoplasma gondii ME49, 5584 nucleotides. Its product is annotated as HEAT repeat-containing protein. The transcript has a single exon. The coding region runs from base 837 to 4445 and encodes 1202 amino acids. The record is from RefSeq and is a predicted model, not a curated record. Gene Ontology annotation, cellular component: membrane coat. Gene Ontology annotation, biological process: vesicle-mediated transport; intracellular protein transport. Lineage: Eukaryota; Apicomplexa; Conoidasida; Eucoccidiorida; Sarcocystidae.
GGAUCUUGGCCGCAUUCAUGGAAUUGAUCUGCGCGAGUCUAUAAAUUUACCCUGUACAGAGGGAAAACCAUGGUAUGUCUUGCAUGUUCACGGGCUAAAGCGGUUAGAGGGGGCUUCGAGGCAAGCGGAUUGCAUGUAGCGGGAAAAAACCACUGACAUGCCUGACUCAGAGCCGUAUAGAUUCUGUUCAACCAACCACUCGUUUUUUUCGGUUUAUACUAACUGUGGCUUGUGAGAUGUGUCUCCGUGAACAGGGUUUUCUUCGCACCACCAGUGCCGGGUCACCCGGUCCCUGCGGUGGCGGUCACACCCGGGGUCAGCUCAUGUCUUUCAUUUCUAUUUCUUACCAGCAGCAGCUCUCUUGCUGAUUGUCUAUACUUUCCCCUACAUUAGUACAGCCGCAGCUUCGAAUCGGCUUUGAAAGUUUUCUUAAGCUUCAUCUUUCCGUUUCGACUAGAAAGCAAUAGUGUUUUCGAAGACAGGCUGCAUCACCGGAACAAUGGAACAUUCAACUGCCCAGUGACACCAUUUCUAUAUUUCGUUUUUACUAGGACAACUUUUCGCGCCGUCAGUUUACCCUCCAUUCAGCGUUCCUGAACCCCGAAUGCAUGAUUCGUUUUCCCGUGGAGGACCAAUGAGCCCCCGGAACUCCUUCGUAGAAUAGUGUCAGGUCGGUCAUACAAGAGGAAUGACGUCCGUCCUCGUCACCCAUUGGGGCUGAGGGCAUGGCGUUUCGACGAGUACUUCUGUAAACAUAUCUUUGACAUCAUCUGUCCCGUCUCGUUUGAUUUGUGGACCGGCAGGUCCACGUUCAUUUUCUAUUUCUAGUCCACGAAAUGUCCCUAUCCCCACUGAUGGCGUCGACUGGCCCUCUUUUGGAUCGUGCAUCUGCAGGGAUGCGGGCACUGAUCAACAUUGUCUCCAAGAGUGAGUGCCAGUAUUUUGAAGAGGGACAUUUCAACGCGGCGCAAGUGAAAAAAGAGUUGCAAGAUGCAAGCGUGGAGUCGAAGGUAACUGCCAUGAAGCGUCUUCUUGCCGCUCAUGCAGGCGGUGCGGAUGUCUCGGCACUGCUUCCGGAGGUUGUGAAGGCCAUCGCUGUGCCCGAUCUCGAGCUGAAGCGCCUUGUCUAUCUUUUCCUGAUCCAAUAUGCUGAAGGAAAUCGGGAUCUUGCUCUGCUAUCCAUCAACUCCUUCCAGAAAGACUUGACCGACAGGAAUCAGGUUGUUCGCGCUGCUGCGUUGAAAGCACUCGCUUCCAUCCGCCUCCUCGAAGUUGUGCAACUUCUUGUCAUCUCGUUGAAGCGAGCGGCUGCAGACUGCUCGCCGUUCGUUAGACGUACGGCGGCGCAGUGCGUGGUGAAGGUGUUCGCCCUUGACCAGGACCAGUUUGAGGAGUUAAAAAGCAUUGUCCUUACUCUUCUGGCCGAUGUGGAAGUGUCCGUCGUUGGUGCUGCCUUGAUUGCGUUUCGUGAACUGUGUCUUCGCCAUUCCCACCUGCUUCUUCACGAAGGCGAAAGCCAUCCAGACGACCGUGAGCAAUACUUGGAGUGCACUUAUACCCCGACCGGUGAAAACGGGGGGUUGCGGACGGCCACACCUCGCACGCCUCUCCCCGUACCGGGUCUGGAGGCUGCAGAUCAGGGGAAAGACGCAAGGGAAUUCCGAGGUCAAGCGGCUGCCCUGGCGCUUCUUCACGGGCAUUAUCGCAGGCUGCAGAAAUGUCUUCUCCAGUUGGAGCCGUUUACUCAAGUCGUCGCUGUAGACAUCUUCAUGCGGUACUGCCGUUUAUUCUUCGCUGAUCCGGUCGAGCACUAUCGGCGGCAGCCUUCUGCGACUAUCGGCGCUGACACUUCAUCCACCGAUUUGGGGAGAACCAGUGAAAAAGGUUGGUCUGCUGUGGACCAGCAUUUGAAAUUGUCUCCUGAAAGGACGCGCGCGCGCUCCGGCGACAAGAGCAACGCAAACGCUGCCGGUCUCGCCUCUGUGACCAUAGAUAAGCUUACCGCGGACUCCCCGGGCAAUCCUGUACCUACGGAUUUUCGGUUAUUUCUGUCAAAUCUGCCGCUGCUACUCCACUCUGAGAGUUCGGCAGUAGUGGUAGCGGCAACGGCCGCACUUUUCUCGCUUCUGCCUUCUGCCACAUCAGCAUGGCAAGCUGCUGUUCACCCUCUUUUGAGAUGUAUGCACACGUCCGCGCCCGAUCUGCAAGAACCGCUGCUUCAUACUAUUGCAGUGUUGGGGUCCGCGGCUCCGUCGCUGUUUAUUCCGCAUGUGCGCUCCUUCUUCCUUCGCUUCUCGGAUUCCCCAACAGUCAAGCAAGCGAAACUGAAAGUUCUUCGAAGCCUCCUGGUUUCAGCGUCUUCACAGUAUUCGUCUGGCGAUGGAGUCAGUUCGCUGGCGCUUCUUCUGUUGACCGAGGUCCGCACGUACAUUCACUGGCCAGGUGACCAAGCUCUGCUUUCCUCGUCUUUCCGCCUGCUCACAUUCUUAGCUCUCCGGUUCCCGGGCGUCCAGGCCGCGAGCAUGCAAACUUUCGUUCAGCUCCUCGACGCACCUUCGGCGGCUCUCGCCGCAGAAGCAGUUUUGGCUCUCCAGACGCUCCUUCAGCGCCAGCUUGAGCAGCAGCGCGAAAGCAGCGCUCGUGGCGGCCAGCUGGGCCAUCUGCUCUUGCAACUGGUUUCACAGUUUCCGCGGGUGCAUGCGCCACCAGCCCGCGCAUCGGUGGUCUGGAUCGUGGGCCAGUACCAGCGCGAAGUAGGCUGGGUGGCUGCUGACUUCUUGCGGCAGCUGGUCCCGAAGUUCAAAGCGGAGGCUGAGGAAGUCAAGCUACAGAUCUUACUCCUCGCCCUCAAAGUCUGGGCCUUCCACUGGCUCAACAAGAGGGGACUCGCCGGAGACGAGAACGACAGGGUCUUCAACCCUGAUGGGGAAGAUGGCAGUGGAGCUCCUCCAGCAGCCACACGAGGCGCACAAAGUGGAAAUGCACAUGAUGAGGAAGGGCCGUCUCGAGGCUCCGUGGGAGGUCAAAGGCUGGAACAGCUGCGCCAAACGUCUCGUGAUGUCAGCGUGACACCCGGUUCUUCCCGAGGAGUGCAGACACGCGAUGGAGUGACGGACGCGACAGGGCCAGGCCAGCAAGAGUCACUGCUUUUGCCAAUGCCAACGAAGCAAGAUAGUGAGAAAGCCUUUGCGCGGUUGGACGGGAUGCUCAAGUAUGUCUGUGAGGUGGCAAGCUUCGACAGAAGCUACGAUGUUAGAGACAUGGCUCAGCUCUAUUUCACUUUGUCGCAACUCGCUCUGUCGACGGAGAGCACGGAGGAAAGGCAAGAAAGUUCAGAGGGGAAGAUCAAAAGAGAGGACAUGGCCGGGGAACAAAUCUCAGCCGAUGGAACGCAUGGCUUUCACCAGCCUGAAGCAGUCGACCUCUCAUUCAAUGACCUUUCCGGUUUUGGCGGGGACGCUCUGAAACCUGGAACGCCACUGCGGGGCAUGCAGAAGUUUGCGAGCACUUACAUGCGGUUUCUCGCAGCUGCGCCUGGUGUAGAGAUCCAGAAAAGGACAGAAGGACAAUCUUUGGAUACUAAAACGGGUCCGGCAGCACCUGGCCUUACCUGCUGUCACGUAUUGCAAAAUGGGGACGGAGAGCGCGAAGCUGACCACGCAGUUGGCCCAGACGUGAUCGAGGAUAGCCACGGUCCAGCCUUCGUUUUAGGAUCUCUUUCGGACCAUAUGGCUGAGCGCAUGCUUGGGUACGUCUCACUGCCACCGUUCGCUGAAGAAAAUUCGUCUGAGCAACUGCGGUACGUGGAGACAGAAGAACGGCGCGCUCUGGUUGUUGGACCCUCUGGUGGCUUAGGCCGCACUGCUGGUGGACUGUCUCCUCACAAGGAGCUCAAAUCGAUUUCCUCCGACGACGUGGUUGUUAAGAGGAAUGCAGCCGCACUGAUGGGACGCGAAGCAGUCGCGAAAGCCGCUCUCACUCCUCUCGACCUCGACUCCUUCUACAGCGAUCUUUGCGGGGGCUCUGGAAACAGCAGCUCGGGGGUGGACACAGCGUCGGCACCAGCGGGGCAGCAAGACUGUGGAGAAGCAACUGGACACCACACCAGAGCUGAACAGGGGGACGCCCGCGGCAAAACGAGUUUGUGGCAGAUGUUUGGGAACGCCGAAGAGCUGGGUAAUGACGCGGAAGUCGAAGCACGUGACACUGCGAUUCAGUCAGGCACACACACCGGUGCAGUGGGCGGCGUUAAGAGCGCAACAUGCUGCGAAGGUGUCGCUGUAGCUGGCGAAGAUGAUGAAAGCGAAGACGAAGAUAGGGAGUGGCGCGCAGCUGCAGUGGGCGAGAAAGAAGAUAUCUGCGACGGGUCCUGUGACAAUGACAGUAGUCGGGGAGACGACAGAGAGGAGGAGGGUGACUGGAAAUUCAUGCCAGCUGCUCGGUGACGAUGCGUACGGUGACCACCGCACAUGCCGUUUCUCACCAGGAGCUGCUGCAACUGCGUGCAUACAUUUGUUUGCUCUGAUAGGAAAAUGAUAUGUUGGUUACUUUGUGGUGUCGUGGCUGACACAGCGAAAAACGAUGGUAGUGCAUUCGGUUGCCUCGAGUCCAAGCUCUGCUGUGUCAAGGAGGCGACUUGACAGCUCCCAGUAACUGGCACUCUCCCUGCUCGAGAGACGGUACUCGUCUGUACAGUGUAUCGGCUACAGCGAAUUUCACAGGAAUCACUGGUAUUCACUGGGAAGACGGAAUGCUAAAUCCACGCGCAGUUUUACAAGCAAAGCAAACUCUUCGGCGGCUGUUGCUGGGGGAUGGAUAGGCGGCACAAAGAGGCGCCUUUACUUCGGGCAACCAUACAGCUGCUAGUUAGUGCAGCAGUCCCUUUACGCCUACAGACAAUAGCGGCAAUGUAGAGUAACGUUAAUCGGCAGGUUACAUUUGGUGUAUUUGAGCCUGUUCGUCUGCGAGUAGAGAAACAGAAAACAGUCCUGGUGGUAGAGGAAGACAAAACAAUUGUGGUCCUCUCCGUGAUGCACUCAGCAUAUUGAAGCAGAGCAGCUUUAGAAAGGCACCUUUUUCCGACUGUGGGUCCUAUAGUGGAUAGACGUGUACGACUGUGCUUCAAUGCUCCUUACAGACAAAUUUAACACGUUGUGGCAAUUUUGCGAGGAUUUGUUUUCCGUGUUGCGGUUUCCACUCGGAAAGCGCGGAAGGCAUGUACCUUGGCGAGAAGACACUCUGUGGAAUUGCUUGCUAGUUUUUCCCGCAGAAAGGCGCCUCUACAGUGCCUAGUCAUCGAGAACUGUUGUCAGAAUCUCCUGUCUCGUGUGUAGUUGUUGUGCCACCUGUCACAGGAAUUUGAGUACUGUUUGAAAUGCAGUAUUUCCGGUUAGCACAAUCGCUAUGCAGUUCUCACCUGUGUGCUCAGAAGCAAGUGCAUGAGCUACAUCGACAUAUUGGUUGCUGCUUGCAGUUCAUUUGUUGGUAAACUGCUUUCGAGCUGUCAACAGUUACGUUACACGUGCAACCAUUGUAUGCAUGUUACUGACGGAACAAACGCUACAACUCAUUUAAUAGUUCGAUC